Rhizophagus irregularis DAOM 181602=DAOM 197198 is the source of this 639-nucleotide messenger RNA. Lineage: Eukaryota; Fungi; Glomeromycota; Glomeromycetes; Glomerales; Glomeraceae. The record is from RefSeq and is a predicted model, not a curated record.
AUGAUUAUUUCUGACCUUCCAAAAGUGCUCAGAAGGAAAAGCAAAUAUAAUACUAAUCGAACAUAUAAAGCCAUUAUUUUUUCAUUCCUGCAAGAAACAUGGGAGCAAAUAUGGGAAAGAAAAUUACUACCAAAUUUGCCUUCAAUAAUAAAUAAAAUAGCUCUUGAAUAUUCUUCUAUGUUAAAUAGUUUUAUACCAAUGAAAGAUAUUCAUGAUAGAUGGAGUAAUAAUUUUUCCAAAGCUGUAGGAUUAGUAAGUCGAAAUAUGGAGAUUUUUAGUCAAACUCAAGUAAUCUUUCAAAAUUUUUUAUUUCUAUGUGAGAAAGGUAUCGAUACAAAUAACGAGGACACAUUUGUUCAUGGAAUGUUGCAUGAUUUACUUAAUGAGAUUUUCCGUGAUCCUACGUUUGAACUAAUUUGGGCGAAUAGUGAAAGGUUCGUUUCCAAAAACUGUCAUACAAGUACUUCAGUGAGGUUGCAUUUAACACCAUAUGACUUUAAGGAUCAUAUGUCUGAAGUUCUAGAGAUAUUUGCUUCUGAUACUCUGCCAAGUUCGCCAUGCUCUACCUAUCAGAAUGCCUAUUCCGCCACCAAAAUUAGUAAAGAUACCAAUUGUUCAGUCAUCCUGCGCCACUUCUAA